This is a messenger RNA of Pseudophryne corroboree (corroboree frog), 2340 nucleotides long. Its product is annotated as interferon-inducible GTPase 5-like. The record is from RefSeq and is a predicted model, not a curated record. Gene Ontology annotation, molecular function: GTP binding. Gene Ontology annotation, cellular component: membrane. The transcript is spliced from 3 exons. Bases 139 to 1905 code for a protein of 588 amino acids. Lineage: Eukaryota; Metazoa; Chordata; Amphibia; Anura; Myobatrachidae.
AGAGAUCAGAGAGAGAGAAGCCGAAGGACACACAACAACCAGGCCGGGUGUAUGUGCUGCUGCCUGAGGACAUCCGGGCCCUGACACCGAGGGGCUUCCACCCCCACCCGGCAACAUACUGCACCUAUAUAACCAGUUAUGGAAACAUUCAGCGAGCUGAGCUUGUCUGAUGGAGAACUGAGAACACCUGACACUGAGAACAAGCUAUCUGUCCAUUCGGAAGACUCACCUCCAGAGGACUGCUGGGAUUUUUCUGUUGCUGUUGCAGGAGGUCCAGGUGUUGGUAAAACUGUUUUGAUACAGGCCCUUCUGGGUCUCGCGGAAAAUGACCAGCAUUCUAGAGCUACCUUCCUUCGUCAUAACCGGCCUGGUGGCCCAUUACUGUAUCUGCACCCUUCCCACCCAGGUCUGACUCUCUGGGAGCUGCCGUUGGAUGACGGGUCUCCUGAAAAGUGGAUUCCUGAGGCUGAUCUGCUGCUUCUGGUCACCGAUGGCCAGUUCUCACAGGCUCAUGUUGAUCUGGCUUGCAGUGCGCUUACUCAGGGGAAAAGAUUCUGCUUAGUGCGCACUAAGGUGGACUGUGACUUGCAUACCCUGAAGAGGAGGAUGAAGGAAGAGUACACCAGGGUGGAAGUGCUGUCAGUGCUACGUACGGUCACUCUGAUGCCGUUUGAUAGAAUGACAGAAAAGGAGGCUCUACCUCUCUUUUUGGUAUCUGGGUUUGAGCCAUGUAAACUGGACACUCCUGGUUUGAAGGCGGAAAUAGAGAAGACAUCAAAAGUGCUCGGCAGACCACUGUGCCUUGCCCAACAAGGGUACGAGGUGAUCGGCUAUGAAGAGAUUGCGGAGUUGCAGUCUGCGUUGGAGAGGGGAGGAAUUUCGGAGAUGGUCAGAUUCAUCCAGAGCAGUCUAGACUCUCUGUUAGACACACGGUUUGAUCUUGCACUAAUGGGUGGCAACCCAGGCUUCCGUCACUCUAUUCUGAAUUGCCUCCACGGGUUGACCAACGGGGAGAGUGGUGCGGCCCACGGUGGAAACCCCGAAAAUCCAAUUGAGUAUCCUAGUCUAAAGUACCCAAAGGCCAGCUUGUGGGACCUUCCUGGAAUGGAGAGCCUGGAAUCUCAGCCGAAAAAGUACCUGGAGAGUGUGCACAUCAGCCGCUACGACUUUACACUUCUGUUCCUCACCCCAUGGCAGGAGGCUUCAAGUAGUUACAGAUCACUGGUUCUAGAACUGAAGAAGGAGGGCAAAGACAGCGUCUUUAUCCAAGACUGUGAGAAUGAAGAGGCCCCACCAGGACCAAUAAACAAUGAAGUUUUCGUUCUAUCUCCUGCUAAAGUUCCGGGGCCUGAAUUUCAUAGGUUAUUGAGUCACCUAGAGAAGAGACUCUCCAGCCAGAAAUUGCGCGCAUUCUUCCUCUCGCUCCCAAACCUCUCAGCUGAAGUCAUACAGAAGAAAAAAGAGGCACUCUCCCAGGAGGUUUGGAAGGUGGCAUUGCUCUCCAGUCUGGUGGCCAGUGUACCGGUACCUGGAUUAGGCAUUGCAUGUGACCUCUCCUUACUGACUGCACGUCUGGACACCUACCGCCAAGAGUUGGGGCUGGAUGCUGAUUCGCUUGCCAACUUGUCCCAUAAGUGUGGGGUUCCAGUUCCCACUCUAAUGCUGGAGAUCCAGAGUCCUGCAGGGAAGGGGGUGACGCGUGAGCUUGUUGCGAAAUUGCUGGGCACAGCCACUGGUAUUGGGUUAGAAGUGGCAGGAGUGUUUUUGCACAGAUUUCCUCUCUUGGGCCCCUUGGCCACUGGCGGAAUUGCUUUCCACGCCAGCUAUUUAGUAUUGAGUCGAUGUUUGGAGGCCAUGUCUGAGGAUGCCCAAAGAGUUCUAGCCAGAGCACUAUCAUCUGCUUAGCCAUUAAAUUCCAUGAAUAAACCUUAUUGUUAAAGCAUUUAAUUAAUUCAAUUAAUAUUGCUGCUAUGUACUUUUAGCAAUGAUAAAGGAAAUAUGCCAUUUAGAGAUCUACUGUCAUCCACAGAUAAGGCUUCCAGAAUAUAUAUCCCAACUUCUUCAGUCAGAAGCAAAGCUGCCAACUCUACUUGACCACCACACAAUUAAGGACACUUUAUUGGGUGGGCUGUUAAUGGGUGAAACUCAUCAAAUGAUGGGCCUAAUUCAGUAAGGAUUGCAGUUUCUGCUAUAAAGCAGUUUCUGCAAUCAAAUAGUUGCCACCCAGAAAUAGAUAAAAAAACGGUCAUCGUAAAAAUUGCGAAUGCAUCGCAAUAUGCGGGCUGGUCGCAAAUUCAUAUGCAAUUACCGGAACAUCAAAGAUUUCUCUAACGUCCUAGU